Molecule: messenger RNA, 1356 nt
Organism: Alternaria arbusti
Lineage: Eukaryota; Fungi; Ascomycota; Dothideomycetes; Pleosporales; Pleosporaceae
Exons: 5
Coding region: 1-1356 (451 amino acids)
Source: RefSeq, a predicted model, not a curated record
AUGGAGAAAGCAACUACUGUCGAUGCGAAGGAAUUGGAGCAGCUUGCAUUGCAGCGGCUUCGCGCGAUCAAAGGCAUGGAAUUCGACGCGAAAGAUGAAAUCCGUAAAGCCGACCAGGACAUCCAAACGGUGAGGGAGCAGAUGAGGGAGCAGAUCAAAGCUUUGGAAAGGAAAAAGGAAAGAACGCGACAGCACAAGAGAGAUGUCCGGCGCGAACACCUUCCCUCAGCUCUCUCCGCGUACACCGCAUCAUGGAGUAAACCCUUCUUCGAGCAAAUGCAGCAACGUCUGCCUCGUGAAAUUCGCGACAUUGUAUACACAUACAUCUGGACCGACACGACAUUGAAAGAGGCUGCUUUGCAAGAUUUUGCAAAGCGCGGAUGCUUCCGUCGCGCCAAAGAUUGCGACAUGUUAGUAACAACGCAUCACUCGGCAAAGACGAACAGCUGCUAUCAGCAUGGCCGAGUUCCGUACUUCAUGAGGCCUGGAUUCGUCGAAGAUAAAUCAGCCCGAGAGAUCGUCGAAUCGUGGUACAGAUCGAUAUCAAGAGUACAACCCGACGUAUGGGUACUACUGACCAUACGCGAACUCGAAUGCAUCAUCCUUGGUGACGCCUUCUCUGUCGGUCUGGAUGUCACGACCGUUGUUCGCGAGCUGACGCUCAAGCUGUUGACUGACAGAGUCCUGGAGAACAAAGAUGACGAAACCAGCGAAUCGAAACGAACGAUCAACGCGCUGCUCCAAAUAAAGAACAAGGCAAAUUUCAAAUUAACACUGCGAUUAAAACAGUUAUUCCUCCAAUUCAACUGCUGGCCUACUAUCUUCGACAUCCUCCGACCCAUGAUCGAAACGUUUGAGAAAGAAGGCGCGCAUGUAAAACUCCUUCUCGUCUACGCCCAAAAACUGAAACCGAAGAUGGAGUUUAAUAUGCUUCCCGCAUUGAAGGAUCCCAAAUACGAUUGGAGAGGAGAAGCUGCCCAUUACUUCGACAGCGACUACCGCGUACGCGAUCACCACAAACACUACCGCAUCGAAAACGACGCAGACUAUGAGCCGGAGAGACUAAAGGACAUGUAUCACAGCGACGAUGCCUGGCAUUCAGAGGAUGAACUAGAUCGUGUAGACUGGGAUUACUGGAACGACAGCUGGGAUGGAAUAAACGAUGAUGGCUCAACGUGGUUAUAUGUCAAGGAGAAACCUCGUUCGCCUUCUCCAUCGCCGGAACGGUAUCUUGGAACUGUGUUUAGACCGGAACAGAUCGAAGGUUGGUCUGAGCUGGAAAGCGAAGGCGAGGAGGGUGAUAGCGAAGGUGAGGAGGAUGAUAGCGAAAGUGAGGAGGAUGAAUAUUUUUACUAG